AGACUUUCGUUGCUUUUCACUUUUCACUUUCCCAUAAGUCACUCAAAAGGGUUUAAAGCCCUCUCCUUUCCCAAACUCUGCCCCUUAUUUCUUCAAAACAUAUACCCCAGUUCUUCCAAACUACAAUUUUGAGCCUUUUCCUUCAAGUAAAUGCAUGUAAUCAUUUGUAAAGACUCAAUCUUUCAAGCUAUACAUCGUUUUUUCGCUGUAUAAUUCAUCUGGGUCAUUCUGUACUUGCCCCAUUUUCAGUACAAUGUUAAAAGUGUCCUUUGUGAGUGUCUUAUGAAUAGGGUUCUCUUUUUUUUUUUUUUUUUUUGAAUUUGUGACAAAGUAACAAAACCCCAUUUGGAAAAAGUAAAGAUUUUUGGCAAUUUCAGUGAAGUAAGAAAGAAAAAGAUGAUUCAGUUACUGUUCUUGGUGAUUUUUGCUGAAGGUGUUAUGGCUUUUCUUAUGUUGGUGAAGAUAGGUCCAUUAAGGGAUCUUGUGAUGAAGAGUUUGGAUCAGCUCAAAAUGGGGAAGGCUCCUGCUACCGUAAAAACUAUUGCUGGAACAAUGUUUGUGAUUCUUCUUUCAAGUCUUAUGAGUAUUGUUAAGAUCCAGAAUAAAGGUGCUAAGCUUGGUACUAUGUCACCUAUGGAUCAAGUUCUUUGGAGAACUCAUUUGCUCGAGGCUUCACUUCUUGGUUUCACAUUAUUCCUUGGAUUCCUAAUUGAUCGAAUGCACCAUUAUCUCCAAAAACUUAUUAAUCUAAGGGGUAACAUUGGAGCUUCAAAAGAAGAAGUAGAAAAUCUAAAAAAAGAAACUGUUGAGCUCAAAGAAAAGGAAGAGAAAGCUUCCAAGGAGAUAAAACAGCUGAAGAAAGAACUUUCAAAUCUGUCAGAAGGUUUGAAAAAGGUAAAGAUGGAAUCCGAAGAGAAAGACAAGAAAGUUGAGACGGCUGAAGCUCACGUUGCUUCCCUACAGAAACAAGCUGCAGAUUUACUACUUGAAUAUGACAGACUAUUGGAAGACAACCAAAAUCUUCAAGCCAUGGGACAUAAGAGUUGAGGAAAAGACCGAGAUACUUUGAUGAACAUAGUUUCGAGGAGGGAUCUCAUGAGAACCAUUUCUAGUUCUUUUGUUGCAAACUCAUUUCUAGAGAAAAAUUAUCUUUUUUUGGUUCUCCAUGUGAAAGUUUACAGAUUUUGCAGUCCUCGGUUUGUUCAACAUUUUGUUAUUAAAUUGUUUCUUAACAAUUGGCCAUCUUAGUUUUUUUCUUCCUUUUUUUUUUGUUGGUUUAAUUUGGAUUGGAUGGAUACAUUUUAGUUCAAGGGUUAUUGGUGGGACAAAUACAUGUCAUGAAUUAGGAAAAAAGGAUGUUAAAUUUCAUCUUUA
This is a messenger RNA of Trifolium pratense (red clover), 1374 nucleotides long. RefSeq lists its product as uncharacterized. Lineage: Eukaryota; Viridiplantae; Streptophyta; Magnoliopsida; Fabales; Fabaceae. The transcript is spliced from 2 exons. The record is from RefSeq and is a predicted model, not a curated record. Gene Ontology annotation, cellular component: endoplasmic reticulum membrane; endoplasmic reticulum. Gene Ontology annotation, biological process: intracellular protein transport; endoplasmic reticulum to Golgi vesicle-mediated transport. Bases 397 to 1047 code for a protein of 216 amino acids.